UCGAAAGAGAGACUGUGAAGAGAAGAAACCCUAACUUAUCGAAACAUUUCAUUUCUGUUUUCAUCCAUUAAAACGAUUUUAAAAACCUAAUUUUUCUGCGACAACAAAAGAUCCGAUUCUGAAUUCUGUUGAGAUUUGUCCACUGGAAGGACUUCGAAGAACUUUUUCGUCUGUUGUUGUUUCUGAUGAUCGUGGAUUAAAAAUGGUAGCAGGAGCAGAGGUUGUUUGUCACCAAAGCAUUUCUGUUUUGGAUGUUCAGUACCGAAUCGCGAAGGGAAGCAAUAUUCAGAAGAUUGAUGAUAUCGUCGUCGUCUCUCCACCUUCGCCUCCUUUAAUUGACCAAAUUCGUACCCUGGAUUCGGUUUCCACCGACAUUUCGCGCUCCGAAGGGGAUGCGACGACAUUGGGCACCAUUUCAGAUAAUGCUGUUGAAUCUGCCAUUCUUCAGUUUGUCCCAACCAUCCGUUCAGGUAGCUUUGCUGACGUUGGGCCUAGGAGAUUCAUGGAAGAUGAACAUAUAAGGAUUGAUGAUCUUUCUACACAAUUGGGGUCACUCAUCAGAUGUCCUAACCCAAGUGCCUUUUAUGGGGUGUUUGAUGGUCAUGGAGGCCCUGAUGCAGCGGCAUAUGUGAGGAGGAAUGCAAUGAGGUUCUUCUUUGAAGAAGCAGAUUUCCCAGAGUUAUCAGAGGAUGCUAAUGAUAUUUUCUUAGAAGAAGUUGAAAAUUCCUUCCGCAAGGCAUUCCUUCUAGCUGACCUUGCGUUGGCAGAUGACUGCACUGUUAGCAGUUCAUCUGGCACAACAGCACUCACUGCCCUUGUCCUUGGAAGGCUUUUGCUAGUAGCUAAUGCUGGGGAUUGCAGGGCAGUCCUUUGCCGGAAAGGAGAAGCAAUUGAUAUGUCUCAAGACCACAAGCCCAUCUAUCCAUCAGAACUUAAGCGUGUGAAGGAGCUGGGUGGGUUUGUUGAUGAUGGGUAUCUCAAUGGUGUCCUAUCUGUCUCCCGGGCGUUGGGAGAUUGGGAUAUGAAGUUACCACGGGGUUCUUCCUCACCUCUCAUUGGGGAGCCGGAGUUCAGGCAGGUGGUCCUUACAGAAGAUGACGAGUUCCUCAUAAUUGGGUGUGAUGGCAUCUGGGAUGUCAUGUCAAGUCAACAUGCUGUCAGCGUUGUGCGCCGUGGACUUCGCCGACAUGAUGACCCAGAGAAGUCUGCGAGAGACCUGGUCAUGGAAGCUCUCCGUCUCAACACCUUUGACAACCUUACUGUGAUUGUUGUUUGCUUUUCCUCGCCUGACCAUCAAAGGGAACCAUCUCCACCAAGACAAAGGAGAUUGAAGUGCUGCAGCCUCUCUGCGGAGGCUCUAUGUAGCCUGAGGAACUUGCUGGAUGGCAGCUGAUACUGUUGAGUGUAAAUGUGACUUAUCUUCAUUAAAACCAUCACAGCGAGGAGAGGGUUUAUUUCUGUUUUGAGGCUGUUUCAGAUAGGAAAAAGCAGCCAGCAGUUUUGUAGGAGCGGGUUAGGGGUGGUCAGGUUAUGGGCUGUGUUUUAUUAUAACUUGUGUUGUUGCGUACGAUUGUUGUAAAUAUUUAUUUAGAAGGUGGAUUGGGAAAGAGUAUCGCCAUUGUUUGUAGUUCUCUAAACUAUUCUAUUUUCACGUUUGUUGGGUAAAUUGAGGUGGGCGUGAUGUAUUGGAUGGAGUCCAACCCUUCCGCCUGUUUGUGCUUUGUUCAGCUUCUUCAUGUAUAUGUAUAUAGUUCAUUUUUCAGCUGCCAUU
Messenger RNA from Telopea speciosissima, 1771 nucleotides. Its product is annotated as probable protein phosphatase 2C 49. The transcript has 5 exons. Gene Ontology annotation, biological process: protein dephosphorylation. NCBI's taxonomy places the organism in Eukaryota, Viridiplantae, Streptophyta, Magnoliopsida, Proteales, Proteaceae. Gene Ontology annotation, molecular function: cation binding; protein serine/threonine phosphatase activity. The record is from RefSeq and is a predicted model, not a curated record. The coding region runs from base 203 to 1393 and encodes 396 amino acids.